Molecule: messenger RNA, 2949 nt
Organism: Helobdella robusta
Lineage: Eukaryota; Metazoa; Annelida; Clitellata; Rhynchobdellida; Glossiphoniidae
Exons: 4
Coding region: 1-2949 (982 amino acids)
Source: RefSeq, a predicted model, not a curated record
AUGCAUUACAACCAUAGCGUGAGUAACUUAUUAGGAGGCUGGGGAGACAAAGAUGAUGCCGUGGUUGUUACAGUUGACGAGAAAAACAUCAACAACAACGACAUCAACGAUGACAAUUUCAACUCAACAACAACAACAUCAAACAACCACAUCAAAAAUAAAUUCUGGUCAUUUUUGGACAUGUUAUUCCGCACCGUCCUCAUAGCAAAUAUGUGUACUACACAGUGGUGGGCUAUCUGGAGUUUACUCGAUAAGUUAAUCUUUCCACAUAAUGCUCUACUCAGAGGUUGUGUUCUAUUUUUAGGCGGAAAUUUCAUCAUCAUUCUAUUUAUAGUUUUUCCACAAAGAGUCUGGCAAAAAACAUUUUGUUGGGUCGUUGAAGUUUACGAAGAGGUGUUGCAAGUUGCGAGUCGGAUGAAUUGUGAUGAGGCUGGUGCCGGCGAUGAAAGUUUGAAAAUUGCCGAUAGAAACCUCGAAAAAAAUUCUUCUACAGAAGACGUCUAUGUUGAAAUGUGCCCUGAAAAUUUAAUUCCACAUCCUGGCAACAUUUCAGAAUUGAACUCCAACCACCCAACCACAGCAAAGACAACAACAACAAGGACAACAGAAACAACUACAACACAACGACAGCCAGCCACCAAAGCUUAUAAAAUCCUUUACUCGCAACCAACAUCACCGAAAAGAGUACAAACAGUUUCGAAAUCUCGCCUCUCCACUAUGAAACUAACGAAAUUCUUAUUCAAAAACUUAUACAACUUCCUAGGUUCUGUAGCGUCUAUAGCGCAGUGGCUUGGUCUUUGGAUUUUGCUGGAUGAAUGGCUAGGAAGAGUAGUGAUCGAAAUGGAGCCAGGAAAAAAUGGUACAGAUUCUAAUGGUAAUCUUUCAAGAAUUCAUGGUGGUGGUGGGGUAAAAAAUUCAACUGCAAUGGAAAUAAUGCCGAUGGGACCUGAUAUAAAUUUUGACGGCCCCCUUGUUGUGAAUUCAAAUGUUUGGUUGGUCUGGCUGGUUGGUCACCUAAUGUUGAUAGUUCUCGGCGUAUGCAGAACGGCUAGCAUCGAACUGACCAGUAUUUCAAUUGACGGAUCGGAUGCUGAGUCUGAUUACUAUGCAUUUAACACAAGGUUUCUAGAUAAGCCGAAACAGUCAAUCAAAUAUGUAUACGACGCCAUCUUCACUGUCUUCGUCGUUCAGUCCGCCGUGGUUUUUUAUUGGCGGGCCACGUGGAGUGUCAUUGAUUACGUCAUGUUACCCCUACCCCACGUGACGUCAUUAAUAAUAGGGAUGGGCGUGGUUUAUUUUUACGUCGUUGUUAAAUGCUUGUGGAGGUGGUGUUUUGAGAGGCUGCGUUGUUGUGGUUGCUGUGGCUGUUGUGGUUGCUGUGGCUGCUCUGGUGUGGUUGAAAAUAAUAAUAAUAAUAAUAAUAAUAAUAGAGUGAAUGGCAAUAAUGCAAGCAUAAAUAAUGGUGAUGACGUUGAUGGAAGUUUUGAUAGUAGUAGCAACUUGAACAACAACAAUAAUAUCAGCAGUUUAUACGCUGAUGACGUAAACAACAAUAACAAUGAUAAUAAUAAUAUUAAUAAUUAUGUCAAUACUAAUAAUGACGUCGGCAACGACUUGCAUUCCUAUUGGUCGAUGAGGUUUCAAAAUUUUAUCACCAGGAUAAAAGUUUAUUUCACUGAUUUUUCUAACAACGAUAGAGACCUUUGCAACAACAACAUCAACAACAACAUCAACUACACUAUCAACAACAACAGUAGCAACCUAACCAAACUCAAGAUUGACAACAACAUCAAAUUAACACCAUUAAACUCGCCCAAAACAGCGGAAACAAUUGUGACGUCAUCGCCUAAAUUUAACCCCAUAAACAUUACGUCAUGCGACACAGAUGAUACAGUCAAUAAGAACGAUCUCACAACAAUCACGUCACAGAUUGAAUUAUCAUCACGUGGUUUAGAUAAUUCAGCCAAUAGGAGGAAACUUGGAACUUUGACGUCAUUAUCAUCAUCAUCAUCAGCUAUGGCACGUUGUCAUUCUUUGUACUAUAUAAACCAGGCUGACAAAAGCAGAAAUGACGUAAUUAAUAAUAAUAACAAUAAUAAUAAUAAUUAUAACAACAACAAUAAUAAUAACAUUGGUUUUUACGGUCCAGAAUUAUUUCGUAAUAAUCUCAAGAGCCAUUUAGAUGGAUUUAAUCAAAGAGGAAAUAUGCUAACGAAAAAAAUUAAGCGCUUCAAAAAUAGAACACAAUCAUUAUCAGUACUUGACAUUGAUAAACAAACAACGCGCGGUGGUAACAAUUUUGUAAAUAAUAAUAAAAAUAAUAAUAAUAACAACAAUAACAAUAAUAGUAGUGAUAGCGAUAAUAAAGAGGUUGGAUUUUAUAAGGACGGUGAUGACGAUGAAUUGAAGCAGACGAUAAAAGUUGAUAAACUGUGUGAUGACGAUGACGCCAGGAAUGUCAAAAGUUUCGACUUAACUAGGCAGUUGUUUUUUACUGAUAUGAUAAAGUUUAAUGGCAUAGAAGACGAACACAAGAACGGCAGUAGCAUAGUUAUUGAUAUGGCGAAUGAUACCAGAGACGAAAGUUCAAUUAUAGGCGACAACAACAACAACUACAACAACAACCACAAUAAUAAUAAUAAUAAAAGCAGCAAUCUCGAUGUAAGAACAUGUAGCAGUAACUGCAGUAGCAGUUGUAGUGAUGGUAAAUGUUUCUCGAAAGACAAGAUACAGAAAUGGCUAAUUACAGUACUAACUCAAUCCCUGUACAACUUCAUAAUCAUCCUGCUAUGGAGGUCACUCUGGUCAACUCUUGACCUCACGCACGACCAUGAUUGGUCGAUAUUUUUGUAUGUGGUACUCACUUCCGGCUGCUUUAUUAUACUUAGUUUUUUUGGUUACAUCCAGAAUAUACCCGGAAAUGACUGUCGUCUGGACGUGUCAGAAUGA